AUGAGCGCAUUCAAGUUACUUGGUCUUGCUGCCCUGGCUGCUGCGGCGCCGGUAGAGGAGCGCGCAAAGAAGCCCAAGAGUUUUCUGAAAGACCUUGGAAACUCAACUUGGGUUAUUGGCAACGAAAUCUGGAACGUUACACAAAACCGCCAGUAUGCUGAUAAGUUGUGGUACAAGGGAAAAGAUCGCGUCGGAAAUGCCGUUGGGCAUUAUGUUAGCUACAAUGGCGCUGCGUCUGAUCUGAACUGGACUUCCGCGGCAAUUGUCGAUUCUGAUACCGACUACAUCAAUGUCAAGUUUACGGCGAAGGAAGGCGACUUCCAUUGGGUAAUCUACGACGAUCUCCCAGGCGCAUACCAGUACUUCGUUAACCACGCCCUGCCUACACUGGGCGAGUUCCGUACUUUGUGGCGCCUCGAUAACGUCUCGUUUCCUCGCAGUCACAACAACGUAAAAGACGGUGUACUUCCUGCGUUAGAGGAAUAUUGUCAAGCUACCAACGUCCAGGAUGAAACCUGGCAAAAGGCUGACGGGUCGUACUUGACAAAGUACGACUGGAGCGGCUUCGUCCGAGACCAGACAUACUACGGUGUCUAUGGUGACGAGGUCGGAAGCUGGUACCUCAACCCUGGAAAGGACUACUACAAUGGUGAUCAUCUCAAGCAAGAGCUCAUGACUCAUCGUGAAUCCCAAACUGGAGACGCAGUUCAGCUGAACAUGAUCCACGGCACACAUUACCAAGCCAUUGCGCGCGAUUCUUUCGCUGAUGGCAAGAUCUGGGGCCCAUGGCUUUGGUACCUCAACGACGGAAGCAAAGACGAUGCUGCAGCUCGCUGGGGGAAGGAAGAAGCAGCCUGGCCUUACAAGUGGUUCGACAACAAGCCCUACCAAUCUCGCGGCAAGAUGCAGGGCAAGCUCCUCUUGAGUGACGGACGUCCAGCUGCUGGCGCUGCCGUUUUCCUUGGGGAUAACCGCAAUACUACGGUUUCAACUCUUGAUCAAGGGCAGAACUACUACUACACCACUUAUGCCGACGAAGACGGCAAGUUUGACAUCCACGACAUCCGCACCGGCACAUAUGCGCUCUACGCUUGGGGCAACGGCGGCGCAAUUGGCGAUGUUACAACAAACUUUACACAAAACGAUGUCGAGAUCCGCGAGGGCAAGAACACAAAUCUCAAGGAAUUGACCUGGAAGGUUACCGACAGUAAGAAGCGCAUCUUCCAGAUUGGCGACUUCGACCGUACGACUGACGGGUUCAAACUUGCCGAUCCGGCUCACCCAUUCGAACACGGUCGCAUCUCCAAAUGCCCAGGAAACCUUACCUACACCGUCGGUACCAGCUCUGCUCUUGACUGGUGCUUUGGUCAAUCUGCACUCGGCACCUGGUCUGUUCUCUUCCCAUCCAAGAGCACAUCCGCCGCUAAAUUGACGGUAUCCCUCGCGGGUUUCUCACAAGGCUCGAGCUGCGACAUUCUGCUCAACGAUGUCAAAGUGGGAAACAUCACGAGCGCUAGUCUAUUGAACAGCCAAGACACGUAUCGUGGUGCCACACGAGCGGGCGAGUGGAGAUUGCUCGAAUUCCCGAUCGCGGAUGGAGCGUUGAAGAGCGAGGGUAACCGCCUAGACAUCAAGGUUACUAGGACUACGCAAUGGAGAGGGUGGCUCUGGGAUAGCUUGGUCUUAGAUCAGGCAUAG
This is a messenger RNA of Alternaria burnsii, 1698 nucleotides long. Its product is annotated as rhamnogalacturonate lyase precursor. Gene Ontology annotation, biological process: carbohydrate metabolic process. The record is from RefSeq and is a predicted model, not a curated record. NCBI's taxonomy places the organism in Eukaryota, Fungi, Ascomycota, Dothideomycetes, Pleosporales, Pleosporaceae. The coding region runs from base 1 to 1698 and encodes 565 amino acids. Gene Ontology annotation, molecular function: carbohydrate binding; catalytic activity. The transcript is spliced from 3 exons.